Molecule: messenger RNA, 1743 nt
Organism: Sebastes umbrosus (honeycomb rockfish)
Lineage: Eukaryota; Metazoa; Chordata; Actinopteri; Perciformes; Sebastidae
Product: insulin-like growth factor-binding protein 3
Exons: 4
Coding region: 299-853 (184 amino acids)
Biological process (GO): regulation of insulin-like growth factor receptor signaling pathway
Cellular component (GO): extracellular region
Molecular function (GO): insulin-like growth factor II binding; insulin-like growth factor I binding; fibronectin binding
Source: RefSeq, a predicted model, not a curated record
AGAGACAAGGGGGAACGGGGUGUGCUCAGCUGGGUGGAAAUGAGAGGGAAAACUAACAUUCUCCAUCACGUACCCUCCCAUACCUUUCCCCACCGGUUUCAACUCCUUAAAAGCUGCUGCCAGUGGUGUCUGACAGCCUCAUUAUCACUUUGUCUCAGCUCGAGGGAUUUACUCUCCACCUUUUGGCACACAGGCAAACUGCAGUCAGUGGGACUAAACUAGGAAUCAGAAAUCCUCAAUCAACAAGUCCGUUGUAGGAGACUGGACUUUUUUAUUAGUGGACAGCUUUCAGUGUGAGAUGCUUCUGUGUUUAACCCUCCUGGUGCUGCUCCACCUGCAGCCGGCUCUGUCCAGCCCGCUGACCACACCGUCCAGAGGAUGUCCCACCUGUAAUUCCACACAGAGCCAGCCGGCUGUAGAUGUAAACGCCACCGCUCCGGGCAUUGGAGAACCAUGUGGGGUCUACACUCUGAGCUGCGCCAACGGUCUACGUUGUGCACCUUCAGAGGAUGAGCUGAGGCCCCUCCGGGCCCUCAUUGAAGGCAGGGGGGUCUGCAGUAACGCCAGCGUCAGCCCGACUGAAAUCGUCCAAACUGUAGACCCGGCAACUACUGAGGAUCCAGAUGAGGCUCCAUGUCGUAAACUGCUAACUACUCUCAUCGAAGGUCUUGAUGCCCAUUUAUUUAAGUCACAUCAGGAUAUCUACAUGCCCAACUGUGACAAGCGUGGCUUCUUCAGAAAGAAGCAGUGCUGGUCGUCUCGAGGUAAGCGGCGUGGCAAGUGCUGGUGUGUGGAUCAGAACGGCAUGCCAGUCUCCUCAAACACUAAGCAGAAGGGCGGCCUGAGUUGUUGAAAUGGACUGAAGCAGAGGAGGCUGAAGCUUCAUACGAGAUUAAAGAUGAAGGAACGUCAAUACAGAGUCUAAAGGAGCUCAACAUAGUCUCACAUUUCAUUCUCCAGUAGCCACAAGCAGCUCUCCUCCAAUGAAAAGCUGUUCCCACAAUCAGGUGUACCGUUGUCUCCUUGCGCCCUCUACUGAACAUAUCAGGACUGUAUUGAUUAGACUUUCAUAUCGACUUAUAUGAGAUGUACACUAUAUCAAAUAUAUAGUAACAAGUGUCACGUUGUACAUAAGUUGCAGAAACUGCACCCACAGUUUGAGCUACACAUAUUCAAGUUCAUCUUCAUGUUUCAACAUUUUAACUCCACUAAUAUUUCAAGCCAUCAUCCAAGAUCAGGAGCAAUAUGGAUUAUUGUAUCAUAUUUAUACGUAUAUUUUCUGUAUUUUUUUUUUUUACUUUGAAACCACUAUAAUUGCUGUACAUAAUCUCGAGAUGUAAUCCUAUUUAUGUUACUUUGAAUAUUCUAUUUAUGUUAUCAUUGCUCGUCAUUUGAAUAAUUUAUCAGUGGUUGCCCAUUAGAGCAGACACCUGAGGUAUUAUUUUAAAAACCUGAACUUCUAAUGCAGAAUCAGAUGGGGGCAUUAUUAUUAUUAUUAUUAUUAUUAUUAUUAUUAUUAUUAUUAUUAUCAUUAUUAUUAUUAUUAUUAUUAUUUGUGGCAUUCAUGAAGAAAACGUGACUCUUGAACAAUAAGAGGAGGCGUGUUUCAGAAAGGUUAAAACUGACACUGACAGGCAAUAUUGUAAACACAAGAGACUUUAUGGAUGCUUUGUGUAUUUUGUGCAUUAAAACGAAAAAAAAAACAUUUGUUACCUUUUUCUAAUAAAAAUGACUGUUAAAGAA